AGGAAGUAAUGCAGUGCCAAGGGGCCGGAAGUGACGCGGCCUAUCAACAUGGCCGACUUUGCGAGUUACCAAGGAAACGGGUGCUCAGCUUUGAGCAUGGAGUAUAUUCGCUCCCUCACCGACCUGCAGGAGCUGGAGGAGGCCUAUGCGCGGCUGUGCGCCGAGGAGAUAGAGGUGGAGACGGAGCUGGAGGAGCUGUUGGGACAGCAGGGGUCGGUAGAGAAAAAGAUGCUGGCCUUACAACGGAUGGGGCCGAACCUGCAGCUGAUAGAAGGAGACGCUCAGCAGUUGUCGGGGAUGAUAACCUUCACCUGUAACCUGGCCGAGAACGUCAGCAGUAAGGUCCGACAACUGGACCUCGCCAAGAGCCGGCUCUAUCAAGCCAUACAGCGAGCGGAUGACAUACUGGAUCUGAAGUUCUGUAUGGACGGUGUGCAGGUUGCGCUGAAGAACGAGGAGUACGAGCAGGCAGCAGCGCACAUACACCGCUACCUGUGCCUGGACAAAUCCGUCAUCGAGCUCAGCCGACAGGGAACAGAAGGCAGCAUGAUUGAUGCCAACCUACAGCACCUGCAGGAGGCCGAGAAGCAGCUGAAGGUCCUUGUAAGUGAGAAGUUUGAUGCAGCAACUACAUCCGGAGACUUGCCGCAGGUGGAGCGAUUCUUCAAGAUCUUCCCACUGCUGGGGCUGCAUGAAGAGGGCAUCAGCAAGUUCUCUGCAUACCUGUGUCAGCAGUUGGCUAAGAAGGCUGAGGAGAACCUGGCGAUGGCUCUGGAGUCAGAGGGCAGCGAGCGCCGGGCAACUCUCUUAUUUGCAGAUACACUUACCCUGCUUUUUGAAGGUAUCGCCCGAAUAGUGGAGACUCAUCAGCCCAUUCUAGAGACGUACUACGGGCCGGGCCGACUCUACAUGCUGAUCAAACACCUCCAGGCCGAGUGUGACCGCCAGGUGGAAAAAGUGGUGGACAAGUUUACACAGCAGAGAGACUAUCAGAGGAAGUUUCAGCGGGUGCAGAGCUGCAUGAUCCGAGCGUCUACCUCUGACAAGAUUGAGCCCAGGGACCUGGACCCUAUACUGGCCGAGGUGACUUUGAUGAGCGCCCGGACUGAGCUUUACCUCCGCUUUAUCAAGCGGCGCAUCACGUCGGACCUUGAGAUUGGAGACUCGAUGGCAGCAGAAGAAGUGACGCAAGAACAUCAGCAGAAUCUGGACAAGCUCCUGAAACACUGUCUACUGAGUCGCUCCAUGCAGGAGCUGAUCGGCUACUACAUCACCAUGGAGGAAUACUACAUGAGGGAGUCCGUCAACAAGGCUGUGGCCAUGGACACGUGUGAGCGGGGGCAGCUCCUAUCCAGCAUGGUGGAUGACGUGUUCUACAUAGUGAAGAAAUGUAUUGGGCGUGCUCUGUCCAGCUCCAGUAUUGACUGUCUCUGCGCCAUGAUCAACCUGUCGACAACCAUGAUGGAGUCUGACUUCAGGGAGGUUCUGUGUAACAAGCUGAGGAUGGGCUUCCCGGCCACUACACUACAGGACAUCCAGCGCGGCGUCACCAGCGCGGUCAGCAUCAUGCACAGCAGUCUGCAGCAGGGCAAGUUUGAUACCAAGGGCAUCGAGAGUAAUGACGAGGCCAAGAUGUCGUACCUGGUCUGUUUGAACAAUGUGGAGGUGUGCAGCGAGAACAUCACGACCCUGAAGAAAAAUCUGGAGAAUGACUGCAAGAAGAUGUUCAAUCAGGACUUUGGAGGAGACCAAGCGAAGGCCAAGAUUGACAGCUGCCUCUCGGAUAUGGCCUCGGUUUCAAACAAAUUCCGAGACCUCCUCCAGGAAGGUCUGGGGGAGCUGAACAGUAUGGCCGUUAAACCUCAAGUCAAGCCGUGGAUUAACCUCUUCCUGUCUGUGUCGCACAAUAUUGAGGAGGAGGAAUUCAAUGACUACGAGGCCAACGACCCCUGGGCACAGCAGUUUAUAGUGAACCUGGAGCAGCUCAUGGCUGAGUUUAAGGCCGGCCUCUCCCCCAUCAUCUAUGAGAACCUCACCAGUCUGCUCACCAGUCUUAUCGCUAUGGAACUGGAGAAGGUGGUUUUGAAAUCCACAUUCAGCAGGCUCGGGGGGCUGCAGUUUGACAAGGAGCUGCGCUCUCUCAUAUCUUAUCUCACUACGGUCACAACAUGGACCAUCCGGGACAAGUUUGCUCGACUCUCCCAAAUGGCAACAAUCCUGAACCUGGAGCGGGUGACUGAAAUACUGGAUUAUUGGGGCCCCAACUCUGGACCACUGACGUGGCGCCUCACGCCUGCUGAAGUCCGUCAGGUACUGGCGUUGCGUAUAGACUUCCGCAGCGAGGAUAUUAAACGUUUGCGGCUGUAGAUCUCGGACUGAAGGCCGCCCUCGAGUGAGGAGCUUUGAUCAAUGUGGAGAGGAAGACGACUUGUAAAUAUCCGCAGGACACAGAAUCCGCACUUUUAUCUCACAACUUCUGGGACAUU
Messenger RNA from Bufo bufo (common toad), 2486 nucleotides. RefSeq names its product component of oligomeric golgi complex 4 (gene COG4). The record is from RefSeq and is a predicted model, not a curated record. NCBI's taxonomy places the organism in Eukaryota, Metazoa, Chordata, Amphibia, Anura, Bufonidae. The transcript is spliced from 19 exons. The coding region runs from base 49 to 2367 and encodes 772 amino acids.